CAGUUUAUAGAUGAUCAUAGGGCAGAGCUUAUUCAGAGGGUCAGUCCGGUAGAGCCCAUUGCAGAUGUCAUGCUCUCACAGAGACUGAUCCAUUCAGAGGUUUAUUCUAACAUCCUGGCUGCCAGAACCAGCCAGGACAAAAUGAGGGCGCUAUACGAAGCCAUGUCCACUCAACCCCAGAAGGAGGCACUCUACAGCAUCCUGGUGAAGGACUAUUCUUGGGUCACUCAGGACAUCCAUAGAAUGAGGAUAUUGCCGCUGGGAAAAAGUGCAUCAGGAAACACAAUCCUUGUGGAAGGACUGAGACAGGAGAGAAUGGCAACCAGCAUGGGCCAUACAGAGGAGGAGAUGAACAUUACCAGAGUGCUGCAGCUGAAACAGAAUGUUGUCGAGCGAGAACCAGAGAAACUAUCAAGGAAGUCAGAAACAUUCCACGUUAGAGUGAACGGACUGAGAGGGGAGAUAAUGGAAAUCGACGUGGGCCAUACAGAGGAGGAGAUGAACAAUACCACAGUGCUGCAGCUGAAACAGAAAAUUGCCCAGAGACUACCAGGCUGGGACAUAGAAACCCUGACGAUGAGAUACACAUGCAAGACUCUGGAAGACUCACGCCUGCUCUCCUGUUACGGAAUCCAGGACAAGUCUCUCAUUAAUCUAGUGCUUGAUAAAUAUAGAGAAUAGAGCAUCUUCACCAGUCACAUCAUCCCACUACACUACACUCAAAAGAAUGCUGGGUUGUUUGGUUGACCCUGGGUUGCAGGCGUUGGGUCACUUAGAUGGGUUGUUUUCUUUAAAAACUGCUGGGUUAUUGAUGCUGCGUUAUUGGUGUAUGAGUUCCCUUAAAGCAUAUGUAAGUCCCAUUGUUGGGAUACAAUAAGGUGGUAUACCUUAUUAUAAUAUGUAAUAAAUAAUUCAAUGUAUAAAAUGCAAAUAAAAUAAAGGACAAUUUGAAUUUGUGGUAUGUAAGCUUAACAUGAUCAAAUGGGAUGACAUUUACUCUCACAGUGUGGCCAAUACGAUCUAGCUGAAUGCCACACCGCUAAAAAGCGACACCUUUUGAAAAUAACCUUACAUUCAAAAUGACCCAGCUGCUUUGUCAACUCAGCAUGAGAGUUAAAAAUACCCAUCUGAUGGUUAAAUUAACCCUUGUUUGGGUAAUCCGAGAUACCCAAUUUGUUGGAUUAGCCACACAACUCAAAUGGGUGUGAUUUGUCCCAGCUCUAAUUUUUACCCAGCUCUGGGUUACCAAAUAACCCAAAUUGUGUUGUUUUUAACACCAAUUCUUUGGUUGAGUGGUUCUCAAACUCUGGUCCAUAGGAUGUUGCUAGCUGGUCCCUGAGAUGGUUAAUGGACAAUCAUUUAGUCAGUUUUACAGUGCUAGUUUAAUGUAGGCCGUCACACAAGGAAGAAAAAUCACGUUGAGAAACACUGCACAACCUUGCCUCACUCUGGUGUAUAUGGUCAGGGUAAGAAUGUAUUUGAUUUAGGUCACCCGUCAAAGAGACAGGUUCUUAACAAAAUAGGCCCUGUUGUUAAGAAAGGUCUGCUUUAUAUUUACAGUGGCUUGACUUACUCCAWAGUUUGUUGUGUUACAGCCUAAAUUCAAAAUGUAUAAUAUAAUCUCUCACCCAACU
Messenger RNA from Salvelinus sp. IW2-2015, 1634 nucleotides. Its product is annotated as Ubl_ubiquitin_like domain-containing protein. The record is from RefSeq and is a predicted model, not a curated record. NCBI's taxonomy places the organism in Eukaryota, Metazoa, Chordata, Actinopteri, Salmoniformes, Salmonidae. Gene Ontology annotation, molecular function: protein binding.